Gossypium arboreum is the source of this 927-nucleotide messenger RNA. Its product is annotated as probable NAD(P)H dehydrogenase (quinone) FQR1-like 1. The record is from RefSeq and is a predicted model, not a curated record. Bases 134 to 745 code for a protein of 203 amino acids. Gene Ontology annotation, molecular function: FMN binding; NAD(P)H dehydrogenase (quinone) activity. The transcript is spliced from 4 exons. Lineage: Eukaryota; Viridiplantae; Streptophyta; Magnoliopsida; Malvales; Malvaceae.
CUUUCGGCCUCCUCCAUUUUCCCACAUUCUGCAACCAUUCUUUUCUGAUUAAAAAGCAAAAAAAAAAAAAAAACAAAACCAAACUUCAAACAAAAGGGAAUUUUCUUGUCAUAAUUUUCUGAGGAAUUCAUCGAUGGCAACCAAAGUGUAUAUUGUAUACUAUUCCAUGUAUGGACAUGUGGAAAAACUAGCAGAGGAGAUAAAGAAAGGGGCAGCAUCUGUUGAAGGUGUUGAAGCGAAACUAUGGCAGGUCCCUGAGACUCUGUCAGAUGAGAUUCUUGGAAAGAUGAGUGCACCACCAAAAAGUGAUGUACCGAUCAUUACACCACAUGACCUUCCUGAGGCUGAUGGGUUUAUUUUUGGCUUCCCAACAAGAUUUGGCAUGAUGUCUGCCCAAUUCAAAGCAUUUAUGGAUGCAACUGGUGGUCUAUGGAGAACUCAGCAACUUGCUGGAAAACCUGCUGGGAUAUUCUAUAGCACUGGAUCUCAAGGUGGCGGACAAGAAACUACACCGUUGACUGCAAUCACUCAGCUUGUUCACCACGGGAUGAUUUUUGUUCCCAUCGGAUACAGCUUUGGUGCUGGCAUGUUUGAGAUGGAGCAAGUGAAGGGUGGAAGCCCUUACGGUGCAGGAACCUAUGCUGGGGACGGAACAAGAAUGCCAUCCGAACUUGAGUUCGCGCAAGCUUUCCACCAAGGGAAGUACAUUGCCGGAAUCACAAAGAAACUCAAGACAGCUGCCUGAUUUCAAAUUACUACAGGAAAACCACAAUUUGUCCUUUUGAUUUUUUUACUUUCUAGAAUUUCAGUUCUCUAUAUUUUACAAAUAUGAAAAGAAAGCAAUAAUUCAUGUCCCGGUACAUGCUUGUACGUGUGUUACACCUUACAUUGGUUUCUGAUUUAUGGUAAGUUUGGUGAUUUAUUAAA